AACUGUUCUUGUUGCGAUUAAAUGAUUUUUUUUAAUUUUUUUUUUAUUCUUUUUCUAUAAAAACCUAGUGUUGGAAAUGAAAUAUAUCUUUCAAACACAGUGAAAACAAACCCGUAUCACACCGGGAGCUAUUCGCUAUAUACCUAGCUAAUAUUAGCUACUCCCAAUGAAAAAAAAGAAACGUAUGAACCGAGCACUUGAGCUUAGGGUCAGAAACAGCCUAAAAUAUACAUUUCAUGUGGUUAACAACACAGCAGGACAGGACGACCCAGAGAGCGAAGACGAGGUCUACGAGGUGGUGGACCUCACAGAGUACGCCCGGAGGCACCAGUGGUGGAGCCGGGUGUUUGGGAACAACUCCGGGCCGAUUGCUGAGAAAUAUUCCGUGGCCACCCAGAUCAUGAUGGGAGGGGUGACUGGCUGGUGUGCUGGCUAUGUUUUCCAAAGAGUCGGGAAGAUAGCGGCGACUGCCAUUGGUGGAGGAUUCCUUCUUUUACAGAUUGCUAACCACAGUGGUUACGUGCAGGUGGACUGGAAAAAGGUGGAGAAGGACGUAAACAAAGCAAAAAAGCACCUGAAGAAGAAGGCAAACAAAGCAGCCCCUGAAAUAAACACAUUCAUUGAGGAGGUAAAGGCCACAGAUUUUAUAAAGAGGAACAUCGUCCUGUCCAGCGGGUUUGUUGGUGGCUUCUUUUUGGGACUGGCAUCCUAAAGCUGCAGCUCACACAUUACCCUCCCACCUACUGUGAAUCUCAUCACUACAUUUAUCUCCAUACUUUACCUCUUUGCCCCAUGCGUCUCCUGAUUUAUCACAUAAUGAAGAGAGAGUAGGGGUUCUGUUAAAUAUGUAAGCAUGAUCUGUUGUGACAGUGGCACUCCUGCUCUAUCCAAGUGUUUUCUUUUCUUUUAGAUUCUGAAAUUGACCGCUGCGGGUAUCAUUGUAAAUAUUUCAAUUCUCAUCAGAACUGUACAUAUUUCAUACACUAGGAGUGGACAAACUCAACUAAAACCCAAGAAUUUACUUUUUUAUGUUGCUGAAAUAUUAGAAAAGUUAGUUUUCUCAAAAAAAAUUGUGCAUUUUCGCACCACACGGCAUGAUCAAAAUGCUUUUUAAAUGACUGGGUGGUCAUCGGCUGAACUGUAAUUAUGACCAGGCUGUAGAUCAAAAACAAAAUGAAAGUGUCUGGUUACUCAAAAGCAGCAACUUUGACUCAUAAGCCUCUUAUUGUAGUGGUUGUGAGUCCCUUAGCGUCUGUGUAGGUAUAACAGCGUUGUUACGUUAUUUAUAGCAGUCUAACUCUACUCUUAAGUUGCUUGAAUUUUAUUUUUGCCUUUUUUUGUAUAAGUGCAAUAAGCUAUAUCAUUAUUUGUUCUUGAAGAUGUUGCUAAAUCUUAAACUGGUGUUUUUUGCUGUUUGUUUUUAUUUGACAUGAUUUUGAUAACCCUGUUUGUGUUUUAUUUGUGUCUUUUUGGAAUAAAUAUGCUUGAAUUUGUUGAAAUUCACAGUUUUCUUAAAGUUUGCUCUUUGAUCAGGACAUUUACAUAUGCCUCUCACUAGAAAAUAUUUAAUUAGUAGAAAGAAAAAAAACAUGCUCAUACAUCAUUUCAAAGUUCACCAUCACACAACUAUUAAGACCUAUAGAAAAUACAUUGAAAAAUCAAAUACAUGACUCCUCUUCAGAGAGAGUUCAGUUCUAAUCACAAGUUAAACUCAGUAUGAAUGCGUUUCAUUUUAGGUGUGUAAGCUAUUUUAACGUAGCAAAAAUGAUUUUAGGGUGUUAUUUUAGAACUUAUGGACACACAAACAGAUGGAGAAACAAAUGGGAGGACGGAUGGACAAGAUGAAGUGAUGACAAAAAAAACAAAACUGACUUAAACCUGAACA
Messenger RNA from Xiphophorus hellerii (green swordtail), 1885 nucleotides. RefSeq names its product FUN14 domain-containing protein 1. Gene Ontology annotation, biological process: autophagy of mitochondrion. Lineage: Eukaryota; Metazoa; Chordata; Actinopteri; Cyprinodontiformes; Poeciliidae. Gene Ontology annotation, cellular component: mitochondrial outer membrane. The transcript is spliced from 4 exons. The coding region runs from base 167 to 712 and encodes 181 amino acids. The record is from RefSeq and is a predicted model, not a curated record.